CCUCCGCUGCAGCUGUUCUCCCGGGCAGGCCGUGUGUUGUGGGAGAUGCGAUGUUGGAAAAGACAGCGUUACUUUCAUCAUCGUCGUUAACAUUACUAUUAUAUGUUAUUUCAUUACCGUGAGUUCAGGCUGCUCCCGGCGAUCCCCCGUUUUCAGGCUGACAUCCUGAGCUCAGCGAUGGUGGAUUUGCCCGAAAGUGGUGCAGUGUCGCCCGGACACAGCAGACACGGACAGGGCUCCGGCUCCGGUAACAACGGGAAGAAAACGUCGAAAAAGUCGCGAACGAGGAGAGGCAGGCGAGGCAGGAGAAGAAGAAAUAAAAAGAACAACAGGAACAACAAAACACCUCCACCGUAUUUACCACCGGAGGCUGAAGAAGGAAACAUUGAAUAUAAGCUGAAGCUGGUGAACCCCACUCAGUAUCGAUUCGAGCAUCUGGCCACGCAGCUGAAGUGGCGUCUGCAGGAGGGCCGCGGCGAGGCCGUCUACCAGAUCGGAGUGGAAGACAACGGCCUGCUGGUCGGCCUGACCGAGGCCGACAUGAAGGCUUCGCUCAAGACCUUAAGGAGGAUGGCGGAGAAAGUCGGGGCGGACAUCACUCUCCUCCGAGAGAGGGAGGUGGACUACGACUCGGACAGAAACACUCGGAAAAUCGCAGAGGUCCUCGUUCGAAAAGUUCCCGACGAUCAGCAGUUCCUGGACCUGCGGGUGGCGGUGCUGGGGAACGUGGACUCGGGGAAGUCGACCCUGCUGGGCGUCCUGACGCAGGGCGAGCUGGACAACGGGCGAGGCCGAGCGCGGCUCAACCUCUUCAGACACCUGCACGAGAUCCAGACCGGACGCACCUCCAGCAUCAGCUUUGAGAUCCUGGGCUUCAACAGCAAAGGAGAGGUUGUGAACUACAGCGAGUCUCGGACGGCCGAGGAGAUCUGCGAGAGCUCCUCCAAGAUGAUCACGUUCAUCGACCUGGCCGGACACCACAAGUACCUGAAGACCACCAUCUUCGGCCUCACCAGCUACUGCCCCGACUUCGCCAUGCUGGUGGUGAGCGCCAACACCGGCAUCGCCGGUACCACCCGGGAGCACCUGGGCCUGGCCAUGGCGCUGAAGGUUCCCAUCUUCAUCGUGGUGAGCAAAGUGGACCUGUGCUCCCGCGGCACCGUGGAGCGAACCGUCCGACAGCUGGAGCGAGUCCUGAAGCAGCCGGGCUGCAACAAGGUCCCCAUGGUGGUAUCGAACCCGGACGACGCCGUGACCGCCGCGCAGCAGUUCACUCAGUCCGCAUGCAUCACGCCCAUCUUCACCCUGUCCACCGUGUCUGGGGAGAGUCUGGACCUCCUGAAGGUUUUCUUGAACAUCCUCCCUCCACUGAGCAACAGCAAAGAGCAGGAGGAGCUGAUGCAGCAGCUCACCGAGUUCCAGGUGGAUGAGAUUUACUCAGUUCCUGAUGUUGGGACUGUGGUGGGAGGAACUCUGUACAGCGGAGUGUGUAGGGAGGGCGAGCGGCUGGUGGUCGGUCCGACCGACGAGGGCCGUUUCCUGCGUCUGAAGGUGGGCAGCAUCCAGAGGAACCGCUCGGCCUGCAGGGUGCUGAGAGCCGGACAGGCCGCCACGCUGGCUCUGGGGAACUUUGACCGCUCGCUGCUGCGCAAGGGCAUGGUGAUGGUCAGUCCCAAGAUGAAUCCGACCAUCUGCUGUCAGUUUGAAGCCGCCAUCGUCCUGCUCUUCCACGCCAAGACCUUCCGCCGGGGGUCACAGGUCACCGUGCAUGUCGGCAACGUCCGGCAGACGGCCACCGUGGAGUGCCUUCACGGAAAGGACGAGCUGCGCACUGGCGAGAGGGCCGUGGUCCGUUUCUGCUUCAUCAAACACCCCGAGUACCUGCGACUGGGCGCCAAGAUGCUCUUCAGGGAGGGCGUCACCAAAGGCAUCGGCCACGUCACCCGCCUGCUGCCCCCAUUCCAGAACCACGACCAGAACCAGAAGCAGAACCACGACCAGAACCUGCUGGAGAAUUAAAAACUCCUCCUUCAUCCUCCAUCGCAGGGUCGACAGACGUUGAGCGCCGUGAGAACUCGGGCUGAUCGGACGUCAUCCAUGCUCCUCUGAUCGGGUUUUCUCUCCCGCCACGUGUCGGCGCAUUAAUCCGCUUGUCCCGGGUCUAUAGUUAUGUCCUCAUUCGCUCCUGCCGCGAUGUCAGCGUCCGUCAUUCUCAUCAUCCUCCUCCCAGCAGAUGUCUGGGUCUUGAGUUAAAGCUGGCCGGCCUCAGUGGACUUAAGCUGGACACUUAAUCUGAUGUUGGGCCACAGACCGAUUUAACAGGCUGCUUUUCAUCAGCGCGGCUGUCACGGGAAGGCGGGGGGAUUAUUUAGCGGAGGAUUUGAGGAACGGUUUUAAAGCGUCACAGGGCCGAUCUCUCGAGUGCUGUCGCCAGACGAGGAGAGGGGAUGCAACCCUGGUACUCUGCCGCACAGGAAGUGUCGACCUCCCGGUCUCUACACGCUGGGACUGAGUUUGAAAUGUGAAGGGAAGUUUCCUUUCAACAGUCUGAGGGGGAUUUUUUGGAUGAGAUUUUCCUGCAGUUUCCUCAACAUGACGAUUUGAAUGACUGAUUCAUGAAGCGUUCGUGGAGGCGAGAUAAAUCCCCAUUUUGAAUUUCACCUCGACUGCGCCGUUGGUGAAAUUUGACACGCGAGUCGUCGACCAUUCGCGAUCCGUCCUCACAGUAGAAGAAACGAGGAUCUAGGGUCCAAAAUGGAGGAAGCUAUCGUUUUAGCUUUGUCGCAUCGUCGGGGUUUAUAGAACUCCGCUCUGCUGGCGUAUAAACUGCUCCAUAGAAAAAGAUGCAGGAUGGUUUGCGUUCAGCAGGCGAGACGUCUCUUCUCUUCUUGUCCAAAUCCAGACCAAGACAGCAGGAUUAAAAGCUAACUUCCUGUUAAAAAAAGGGGGUUAUUGUGGCUAGCUAGCAUGUGACCUCACGUGCUUAGCAUGCCGGUUCGGCCGCUACAGUAGCUCACCAACCAGCCCUGCGAGCAGCCCCCAAGCUUCCACUCACGAAGACGCGUGGAGGAACUUUACUGUGAUAUUCCCGGGCCCUUCGUUUGAGAUCAGGUAUUACUGACUUGCGUGCUGGAUUUAUUUUAUUCCUUAGAGAGCACGAAUUGGCCAUUUGUGCGCACAAGUUUUUAAAAAACUACUCCCGACACGUCCAGGGCUCCACACGUGUUUAGACUGGUUUGAAGUAAAACGCUGAUUGAAAAACCCACCAGCUCGUUGCGUCACGAUGCUCUGCCUUUUUGCACUUUAUUCAGUUUGAAUCGUUACGGCGAAUCGUUCCUGUCCAGUUAGUUUUGGCUCUGAUCACCUACGGACUCACAAGUCCAUAUUUCUCCCCUUUUUUCCCCCCAGUCUAUGAAUUUGCAGUCCGGCCACACGUUGGUACGUUUUGUUUGUGAAAAGCAGGAACUGCGAUCGAUAAGGUCGAUGUGUCGUCCAAAGCGUCAGAGAGAUGUAUCAUUAUGUAAAUGUGUUUUGGGGAAUAAAACGUUUCUUCAUCUCCAAACGACGACACGUUCUCUGGACAAGAAGCAGAGGUUUUCUACAGGUUUUCCAGCUUUACGUUUCCGGCUCCGUUUGGUGGGACUCGUGCCGUCUGCUCGGCCCUUAAACUGGUGAAGCCUGCACAUUCAGCAUCUGCAUUCACGCACGACCGACACUGAAAUACUUUGCGUCUCGGUUUUCCCGUUUGUUCUAUCGGUUCAUGUUCAGUGAUGAUAUAAAAAGUUUGUAGGUUUGAUGUACCAGGCAGCCUUUUGCAGCUAAACAUAACCUGCAUGCUCUUUGACUGGCAGAAAAAAAGAACUGUAAUCCUCUCAUCUAAGAUAUAAAACCUGUGUCCAGUGAAGUGUUGAAGCAGUUUUUAACUUCAUUUUUCGGAGGUUCUGUGCAGUUGUAAAAACCUAAACAUCGAAUGUACUUUCCAUGGAUCCCACGUAGCAUUUGAAAUUGCUUACUGUUCAAGUGUUACCGUAAAGUUACCGUCGACUUUGCACUUGUUCUGAUGCUGCAUGUGUGUCGGAGAGCCGCGUCGGCUGAGUCCGCAGCACCGCCGCCACGGCGUGGACGCUGUGCCGCGGGGUCGAAGCGUGACACGGCCUCAUGCUAACGCUACGGCUGAACAUUUAAACACUGAAGGGUGGAUUUAUCACGUUGUUUUUCCCGAC
Messenger RNA from Xiphias gladius (swordfish), 4223 nucleotides. It is a transcript of the gene gtpbp2b, whose product is annotated as GTP binding protein 2b. The transcript is spliced from 12 exons. Gene Ontology annotation, molecular function: GTPase activity; GTP binding; translation elongation factor activity. Bases 103 to 2019 code for a protein of 638 amino acids. The record is from RefSeq and is a predicted model, not a curated record. Lineage: Eukaryota; Metazoa; Chordata; Actinopteri; Istiophoriformes; Xiphiidae. Gene Ontology annotation, biological process: translational elongation.